Messenger RNA from Pan troglodytes (chimpanzee), 31179 nucleotides. RefSeq names its product zinc finger protein 883 (gene ZNF883). Gene Ontology annotation, biological process: regulation of gene expression. Gene Ontology annotation, cellular component: nucleus. Bases 1393 to 2451 code for a protein of 352 amino acids. The transcript is spliced from 11 exons. NCBI's taxonomy places the organism in Eukaryota, Metazoa, Chordata, Mammalia, Primates, Hominidae. The record is from RefSeq and is a predicted model, not a curated record.
ACGCACGUUCGCAACCCGCAAAGCAUUAGAAAGACACCGGUGAAAGACGCAGCUCAAGAGGGCGCUUUGCAGAAGAUGCUGGGAAAUGUAGUUCCUGGCGGCCGCGUGCGCAGGCGUACUUCCUGGCUUGGGAACCACAUCGCCCGACUGUGCUCUUUAUUUUUCCGUGGAGCAGCUCUGCUUUCUCAGGUCUCUACUUACUUAUAUAAGAUGGCAUCAAGAAGAAGGACCUGACCACUGGCCCCUGACUACAUGGUCUUUGGAACCCGUGGCAUUGGAAGAUGUCAGAGACAUGGCACAUGGAUGUGAUCUUCAAAAACUGUUACAGCCUCAUCUCAUUGGUGAUAUUUGAUGAGCUUCUAGAUUGGUCUACACAUCAAGGUGCUGGAAGUGUCGCGUGCCCAGAGAUGAUGUGGAAGCUGUAUACCCCUUUCCCUUCUGCCCACCUUGCCCUGUGCAUCUCUUCCUGAAUGGCUUUUCCUGAAUUGUAUCCUUUAUAAUAAACUGAUAAAUAGGAAAGAGAUAAUAUCUUCUACUUAAUCCUGGAUACUAUAUCCAAAGUCAGAGCAUCCACUCCAAAGCAGAGAAUUUCUGAAAAACAAAAUAAUGUCAUCAUAUGAUGUUAGAAUUUUUUUUCAAAUGAUGGUUCCUAAUACUUCAUGUUAGAAGAACUCGAAUUUGAUGACCAGUUUGAGAAACACCGGUAUAUCCAGAUUACAAGAAAAAGCGAGUCAAAAGGAUGAUCAUGAAUAUAGCAACUUCGAGGAAACAUUUAAUCAAAGACCAAAGCUUUUUAAACAACUGAGAGUUUUUAUAAGAAAAAGGCCUCAUACAGUAGUCCCCACUUAUUCAUGGGGGAUACAUUUCAAGACCCACAGAGGAUGCCUGAAAUCACUGAUGUACCAAACCCUAACCAGGUUCUUAGGAUGAGCUACUAAAUGACAAAUGGGUGGGUAGUACAUACAGUGUAGAUACACCGGACAAAGAAAUGAUUCACAGCCCAGGCAGGACAGAGCAGAUCACACAAGAUUUCAUCACAGUACUCAGAAAACCACACCAUUUAAAAGUUAUGAAUUGUUUAUUUCUGGAAUUUUCCAUAUAAUAUUGUUGACCACAGUUGCCCAUGGAUAACUGAAACCAUGGAAAGUGGAACCGUGGAUAAGGCAGGACUCCUGUAACUAUGACAUCAAUGGUAGGAACCUGAAGCAUAAUUCUGCUGUAGUGGAUUUUUUCAAAAGAAACUCAUGAAUGAAAAAUAAUUUAUUAGAUAUAAGAAAGGAUGCAUUUGUAUCUCAAACUUUACUUAUUCUGGAAAUAAAUGAAAAGCCAACACCUAUUACAUACCCACAAAAAUGAAAAAAUAAAUAAAUGUAAAGCCGUAGUUCAGUACUGAUGGAAUCUGAGAAAAUUUAUAUGACAGCGAACCCAUACCUCUGUACUGAAUGUGGGAAAGGCUACACUUGUAUUGCAUCCCUGACCCAACAUCAGAAAACACAUAUUGGAGAGAAACCUUAUGAAUGUAAAAUAUGUGGUAAGUCCUUUACCCGGAACACUAAUCUUAUUCAACAUCAAAGAAUACAUACUGGAGAAAAACCUUAUGAAUGUAAUGAAUGUGGGAAAGCUUUUAGUCAGAGCACCAAUCUUAUUCAGCAUCAAAGAGUCCAUACUGGGGAGAAACCUUAUGAGUGUAAUGAAUGUGAAAAAACCUUUAGUCAUAGGUCAUCCCUUAGAAAUCAUGAGAGAAUCCAUACUGGAGAAAAACCCUAUCCUUGUAAUGAAUGUGGGAAAGCUUUCAGCCAUAUCUCUGCCCUUACUCAACAUCAUAGAAUUCAUACUGGAAAGAAACCAUAUGAAUGUACUGAAUGUGGAAAAACCUUCAGCCGCAGCACACACCUAAUUGAACAUCAGGGAAUUCAUUCUGAGGAAAAAUCCUAUCAGUGUAAGGAAUGUCGGAAAGUUUUUUGCCACAGUACAUCACUAAUCCGACAUCAGAGAACCCACACAGGAGAGAAACCAUAUGAAUGUAAUGAAUGUGGGAAAGCUUUCAGCCAUACCCCAGCCUUCAUUCAACAUCAAAGAAUUCAUACUGGAGAAAAACCCUAUGAGUGUUAUGCAUGUGGAAAGGCCUUCAAUCGGAGUGCACAUCUUACUGAACACCAGAGAACUCAUACUGGAGAGAAGCCCUAUGUUUGUAAAGAAUGUGGAAAAACCUUCAGUCGAAGUACACACCUUACUGAACAUCUAAAAAUUCAUUCUGGUGUGAAACCCUAUCGAUGUAAUGAAUGUCAGAAACUGUUUUGCUAUAGAACCUCACUAAUUCGACAUCAGAGGACGCAUACAGGAGAGAAACCCUACCAGUGUAAUGAAUGUGGGAAAUCCUUCAGCUUAAGCUCAGCUCUAACUAAACAUAAGCAAAUACAUAACAAGGGAGAGACCCUAUCAAUGUACUAAGUGUGGUGAUGUCUUUUGUCAUAGUACAUCCUUAAUUCGACAUCAGAAAACUCAUUUCAGAAAGGAAACCUUAGCAGAGUAAUGAGUGUGGGAAAGCCUGCGGUCAGUCAUAGGUUAUUGUUUACACCUGAGCACUCACAGUUCAAGCAACCCUAGGAUUGUUAUGUGAGGAAAAUCUUAGGCAAAACACUCAUUUACUUAAUAUGCUAUUUGUACUGAGAAGAAGGACUAUGCUUAUAAUCUUAAAAAGGUGUUAUUGAAAGAGAAAGUUAUAAUGGAAGUGUUCAUCCAAAACUGAGGUUUGUUUUUUAAAGACAUUUAGAAAGUUAUUUUCAGAGAUAAUUAAAAUGUAUAUAUUUGCUUAUAAAAAAAACUUUUGAAUUACACAGAAAUCUUAGUAAGAUAAGGAAAAUUGUUCACUCUCUGUAUAAUCCCUUUUUUGUUUAUUAAGUCCUAUGUUAUAUUUCAGCAUUCAAGAAACACUUUUAUAGAGGGUUUGAAAAUAAAAUUGACAGAUUUCAUUAAUAGCCAUAGACAAAUAAUGUUUUCUCCCACAAAGAUACUAUGCAUUAUUUUCUAAGAUUUAUGUAAUAUUUUUUAAUGGACUAUAUAUAUGGUUACAAAGAAAAUUGCGAUAAAUUCUCAGAGGGAAAUAUUCAGGCCCUCCCUAAUUUUUUUUCAGUGCAAUGCAGUAAAAAUAUAAAUGAAAACAACUAAAAGUAGCACCCCAACAUGAUUUAGAAAUUUAAAAUAAGUUUCUAAGUAAUUUUGGAGUUAAAGAAUAAAUCUGUACAGGAAAAAAACGUGAUUAUUAGAAGACAAUAAAACUAGAACAAAAAUUGUACAUUGAAUUCAGAAAGGAAAAAGAAGAAUAUAAAUCCAAAGAAAAGAAAAUAAAUGCUUUAAUAAACAUAAAACCACACCUCAAUGAAAUAGUUACAAAAGGUAGAUUUCAUAAGGCAAUAGACAAACUUCUAGCAAGUAGGAAUGAUGGAAAAAGGACAAAAAAUCCAAGAGUAAGAAAAUGAUUAUAAAUAUAUAUGGAAGGAAACUUAAAUACUCGAAGUCAAUCAUUAAGAAAUCCAGCAGUUUAGUAAAGUCAGUACUAAGGUUUAUUUGAGAACUUCUAGACUAUUUCAAAAAUAGAAAUCUACAUUAAUAAACAAAAACCUAUCUUAAUAGAUGCUGUAAAAAUCAAUAAAAUUCUAUAUACAUUGGUGACUUUCUUUAAAGUUAGAAAGAAAAUUCCUUAUAUUGUAUAUUGAUGAUGAGCAUGUAUUAGUGUGUGUUCUCCAGAGAGAGAAGAAAGAGAGAAGGAAGAGAAGGAAUAGAGAGAGAGAGAAAGUAGGAAAGAGAGAGAAAGGAAGGAAGGGAGGAAAGGGAGAGAAAGGCAGGGAGGAAGGGAGAGAGGGAAAGAAGGAAGGAAGAGAGAAAGGAAGGAAGGAGAUGUGCAUGGACAUUAAUGGAGGAUAAGAAGCCCAAGAUCUGCAGUCAGCAAGCUGGAGACCCAGGAGAGCCGAUGGUAAAGUUCUAGUCUUGAGUUUGAGGGCCUGAGUCUUCUGAAGGGCAGGAAAACUGAAGGUGUAAGUUCCAGUCUGAGUCUGCAGGCAGGCAGAAGACUAGUGUCCCAGCUUGAAGACAGGCCGGGAGAGAAGUCUCUUACUCAGCCUUUUAUUCUAUUUGGGCCUACAAUGGAUUGGAUGAGGUCUACAGCCACAUUGAAUAGGGAAAUCUGCUUUACUUAGUCUACUGGUUCAAAUGUUAACCUCUUCUUUGAAACACAUUCAAAGACACCUAGAAAAAAUGUUUAUUCAAAUAUCUGAGCACCACAUAUUUGGACCGUCAAGUUGACACAUAAAAUUAACCAUGAUGGGCUAUUUACUAUAAACCUACAAGAAAAACCAUGAAUAACCCAAAGCAUUCUUACCGAAAAAGGAAUGAGAUAAAUGAUGUUUGAUGCCACCAUUAUUAGUCAAUAUUAUGCUAAAGAUCCCAGGUAAUCCAAUUAGAGAAAAAAAAAAAGAUAGCAAUAAUUUAAAGGAAGAGAAAAACUGUCAUAAUUUGAAAUACAUUCAGUAUUAGAAAAUCCAAUCAGAACUACUAAAAUGAUAUAUGUACAAAACAAUAUAUUAAUAAAAAAGUAGGAGAAAUAGAAAAGGUAGUAGAAAGAAGUGACAUUUACAAUUUUGACAAUCUAAAAAUACCAGGAAUUUUAAAAAUCCAAGAUGUGAUUAGAGAAUAAACCUUUUCUAAAAAAUAUAGAAUAUUAUAAUAAAUGAAAAGAACUGACUGGGAAAAAUUGGAAAAAUAAUGUAAAGAUGCCAGUUUGUAUUUAAUUUAUCUUUGAUUUGUAAAUUUAAUUGAAUCACAAUAUAAAUGGAAUUUUUAAAAUGACAUCUCUAUUAAGAUAUAAUUCACAAGAAACAGCUGCAGACAGAGGCUCCCACUGAGAAGAAUGAAAACAGCGAGUGAAUCCUGCACUGGUGACUGAGGUAUCCAGGUUCUCCUAUUGGGACUUACUAGGCAAUUGGCAUGACCCAUGGAGAGUGAGGAAAAGCAUGGAGAGUGAGGAAAAGCACGGAGAGUGAGGAAAAGCACGGAGAGUGAGGAAAAGCACGGAGAGUGAGGAAAAGCACGGAGAGUGAGGAAAAGCACGGAGAGUGAGGAAAAGCAGGGUGGUGUGACGGCCCACCUGGAAGCCACACAAGGCAAAGGGAGCUACCACCUGCAGCCAAGGGAGGCAGUGAGUUAUUGUGCUACCCUGCCCAGGAAACCACACUUUUUCCAUGGAUCUGUGCAACCCACAGAUCAGGAGAUCCCCUUCGUGAGCCCACACCACCAGGGCCUUGGUGUGUAGCCACAAGGCUGGAGAGAGCCUGCCACAGAGCUGUGCAGAUUCUCAGCAGCCACUAGGCUGGAGACUGCCUAAGGCUGCUGAGUUCCUGCGGGAAGGAGUGGCCACCAUCACUGUGGCUUCCUGCUGCCUAAGAUGACUUGAGUUCCUGGUAGGAGGAGUGGCAGCAAUCACUGCAGCUCCAAUCUGCCAUUUUUCCCCUGCCAGUGCUGGGGAGACUGGGUAGUUUGGACCCAGGAGGAAUUGCCCACAGCACAGCAGCUAUAAAAGGUUAUGACCAGACUGUCUCUUUAGGCCAGGCCCUGAUCAAUCCUCCUCACUGGGUGAGGCCUUCCUGCAGGAACUUCAGCAAUUCCUGCCAGGAGUUUAGAAACAGAACUCUGAUCUCUCUGAGACUGAGCUCUUGUGGGGAGGGGUGGCUGUGGUCUCCAUGGAUCAACAGACUUAGUCUUUUCCCCCUGCUGGCUCUGAGGAAUCCGGACAGUCUGGACGAGUGGGAUUCCACCAGCAUAGCACACCUUCUCUGCCAAGGGGCAGCUAGAGUGAUUUGUUAGGUGGGUCCUGGAUCCCAUGCCUCCUGACUGGGGAGAUCUCCCCAACAGAGGUCACCAGACACCAUAUACAGGAGCAUUCCUGCUGGCCUUAGGUUGGUGCCCCUCUGAGACAGAAAUCCCAGAGGAAGGAGCAGGCAGCCAUCUUUGCUAUUUUCCAGCCUCCACUGGUGAUACCUCCAAGUAUGGGAGGGACCCCCAGCAAAUUGCAGUAGCCCUAUGGGAGUGGAACCUGACUGUUAAAAGAAAAACAAACAGCAACAGCAACAACAGUAUCAACAAAAAAGUCCCACAAAAAAUGUAUCCAAAGGUCAGCAGCCUCAAAGAUCAAAGCUAGAUAAACUCAUGAAAUGAGAAAGAAUCAACAAAAAAAUAACCCCGCUGAAAACUCAAAAAGCCAGAGUGCCUCUUCUCCUCCAAUUGAUUGCAACACCUCUCCAGGAAGGACACAGAACUUGGCAGAGGCUGAGAUGGAUGAAUUGACAGAAGUAGGCUUCAGAAGGUGGGUAAUAACAAACAUUGCUGAGCUAAAGGAGCAUGUUCUAAUCCAAUGGAAAGAAGCUAAGAAUCAUGAUAAAACAUUACAGAAGCUAUUAACCAGAAAAACCAGUAGAGAGGAACAGAAAUGACCUGAUGGAGCAGAAAAACACAACACAAGAACCUCACGAUGAAGCCACAAGUAUCAAUAACCAAAUAGACUGGAGAAAAGAAUUUCAGAGCUUGAAGACUAUCUUGCUGAAAUAAGACGGGCAGACAAGAUUAGAGAAAAAAGAAUGAAAAGGAAUUAACAAAACCUCUGAGAACUAUGGGAUUAUGUAUAAAAGACUGAACCUAUGACUGAUUGGGGUACCUGAGAGAGAAUGGAACCAAGUUGGAAACCAUACUUCAGGAUGUCAUCCAGGAGAACUUCCCCAACCUAACAAGACAAGCCAACGUUCUUAUUCAGGAAGUCCAGAGAACCCCAGUAAGAUAUUCCAUGAGAAGAUCAACCCCAAAACACAUAAUCAUCAGAUUCUCCAAGGUCGAAAUGAAGGAAAAAAUGUUAAAGUCAGCCAGAAAGAAAGGCCAGGUGACCUACAAAGGGGAGCCCAUCAGAAUAACAGCAGACCUCUCAGCAGAAACCCUACAAGCUUGAAGAGGAGGCCAAUAUUCAACAUUCUUAAAGGAAAGAACUUCCAACCCAGAAUUUUACAUACAACCAAACUAAGCUUCAUAAGCAAAGGAGAAAUAAAAUCCUUUUCAGACAAGCAAAUGCUGAGGGAAUUCACUGCCACCAGGCCUCCCUUGCAAGAGCUCCUGAAGGAAGCACUAAAUAUGAAAAGGAAAAAUUAUUUCCAGCCACUCCUAAAACAUGCUGAAGUAUAAAGACCAGUGACACUAUGAAACAACUACAUCAACAAGUCUGCAAAAUAACCAGCUAGCACAAUAAUGACAGGAUCAAAUUCACACAUAACAAUAUUAACUUUAAAUGUAAAUGGGCUAAAUGCCCCAAUUAAAAGACACAGAAUGGCAAGCUGGAUAAAGAGUCAAGACCUACCGGUGUGUUGUAUUCAAGAGACUCAUCUCAUAUGCAAAGACACAUAUAGGCUCAAAAUAAAGGGAUGGCAGAAAAUUUACCAAACAAAUGGAAAGCAGAAAAAAGCAGAGGUUGCAAUACUAGUUUCUGACAAAACAGACUUUCAACCAACAAAGAUCAAAAAACACAAAGAAGGGCAUUACAUAAUGGUAAAGGAUUCAAUUCAACAAGAAGAGCUAACUAUUCUAAAUAUAUAUAUGCACCCAAUACCAGAGCACCCAGACUCAUAAAACAAGUUCUUAGAGACCUACAAAGAGACUUAGAUUCCCACACAAUAACAGUGGGAGACUUUAACAUGCCACUUUCAAUAUUAGAUCAAGACAGAAAAUUAACAAGAAUAUUCAGGACUUGAACUCACCUCUGGAUCAAGUGGACCUGAAAAUUAUCUACAGAACUCUCCACCAAAAAACAACAGAAUGUACAUUCUUCUCGGUGCCACAAUGCACUGACUCUAAAAUUGAUCACAUAAUUGGAAGUAAAACACUCUUCAGUAAAUGCGGAAGAACUGAAAUCAUAAAUCACAGUCUCUCAGAUCACAGCACAAUCAAAUUAGAACACAAGAUUAAGAAACUCACUCAAAACCACACAACUACAUGGAAAUUGAACAACCUUCUCCUGAAUGACUCCUGGGUAAAUAAUUAAGGCAGAUAUCAAAUUGUUUUUUGAAACCAAGGAGAACAAAGAGUCAACAUACCACAAUCUCUGUGAUGCAGCUAAAGCAAUGUUAAAAGGGAAAUUUAUAGCACUAAAUACCCACAUCAGAAAGCUAGAAAGAUCUCAAAUAGACACCCAGAAUCACAAUUAGAAAAAUGAGAACCAAGAGCAAACAAACCCAAAGCUAGCAGAAGACAAGAAAUAACCAAGAUCAGAGUGGACAGAGACACAAAUAACCCUUCAAAAAAAUCAGUGAAUCCAGGAGCUGGUUUUUGAAAAAACUAAUAAAGUAGAUUGCUAACUAGACUAAUGAAGAAAAGAGAAGAAUCAAAUAGACACAAUAAAAAAUGAUAAAGGGGAUAUCACCCCAACCCCACAGAAAUACAACCAACCAUCAGAGACUACUAUAAACACUUCUAUGCAAAUAAGCUAGAAAAUAUAGAAGAAAUGGAUACAUUCCUGGACACAUACACCCUCCCAAGACUGAACCAGGAAGUUGAACCCCUGAAUAGACCAAUAACGAGUUCUGAAAUUAGGCAAUAAUAAGCUACCAACCAAAAAAAAAAAAAAAAAGCCCAGGACCAGAUGGAUUUACAGCUUAAUUCUACCAGGGGUACAAAGAGAAGCUGGUACCAUUUCUUCUGAAUCUGUUCCAAACAAUUGAAAAGGAGGGACUCCUCCCUAACUCAUUUUAUGAGGCCAGCGUCAUCCUGAUAUGAAACCUGGCAGAGAUACAACAAAAAAAGAAAACUUCAGGGCAAUGUCCCUGAUGAACAUCGAUGCAAAAAUUUUCAAUAAAAUACUGGCAAACUGAAUCCAGGAGCACAUCAAAAUGCUUAUCCACUAAUAUCAAAUCAGCUUUAUCCCUGGGAUGCAAGGUUGAUUCAACAUAUGCAAGUCGAUAAAUGUAAUUCAUCACAUAAACAGAACUAAAGACAAAAACCACAUGAUUAUCUCAAUAGAUGCAGAAAAGGACUUUGAUAAAAUUCAACAUCCCUUCAUGUUAAAAACUCUCAAUAAACUAGGUUUUGAUGGAACAUAUCUCAAAAUAGUAAGAGCCACAUGACAAACCUACAGCCCAUAUCAGACUGAAUAGGCAAAACCUGGAAUCAUUCCCCCUUGAAAACCAGCACAAGACAAGGAUGUCCUCUAUCACCACUUCUAUUCAACGUGGUAUUGGAAGUUCUGGCCAGGGCAAUCAGUCAAGAGAAAGAAAUAAAGGGUAUUCAAAUAGGAAGAGAGGAAAUCAAACUGUCUCUGUUUGCAGAUGACAUGACCCUAUAUCUAGAAAACUCCAUUGUCUCAGCCCAAAAGCUUCUUAAGCUGAUAAGCAACUUCAGCAAAGUCUCAGCAUACAAAAUCAAUAUGCAAAAAUCACAAGCAUUCCUAUACACCAACAAUAGGCAAGCAGAAAGCCAAAUCAUAAACUCCCAUUCACAAAUGCUACAAAGAGAAUAAAAUACCUAGGAAUACAGAUAACAAGGGAAGUGAAGGACCUCUUCAAGGAGACUACAAACCACUGCUCAAGUAAAUAAGAGAGGACACAAACAAAUGGAAAUACAUUCCAUGAUCAUGGAUGGGAAGAAUCAGUAUCGUGAAAAUGGCCAUGCUGCUCAAAGUAAUUUAUAGAUUCAAUGCUAUUCCCAUUAAACUACCAUUGACAUUCUUCACAGAAUUAGAAAAAACUACUUUAAUGUUCAUAUGGAACCAAAAAAAGCCCAAAUAGCCAAGACAAUCCUAUGCAAAAAGAACAAAGCUGGAGGCAUCACACUACCCAACUCCAAACUAUACUAUGAGGCUACAGUAACCAAAAGAGCACAGUACUGGUCCAAAAACGACACAUAGACCAGUGGAACAGAAUAGAGAUCUCAGAAAUAAGACCACACAUCUGGAACCAUCUGACCUUCAACAAACCUGAAAAAACAAGCAAUUGGGAAAGGAGUUCCUAUUUAAUAAGUGGUGCUGGGAGAACUGGCUAGCCAUAUGCAGAAAAUUGAAACUGGACCCCUUCCCUACACCUUAUACAAAAAUGAACUCAAAAUGGAUUAAACACUUUAAAACCCAAAACUAUAAAUAUCCUAGAAGAAAAUGUAGGCAAUACCAUUCAGGACAUAGGCACAGGCAAGAUUUCAUGAUGAAAAUGCCAAAAGCUAUUGCAACAAAUGCAAAAAUUGACAAAUGGGAUCUAAUUAAACUAAAGAGCUUCUGUACAGCAAAAGAAACUAUCAUCAGAGUGAACAGAAAAUCUACAGAAUGAGGGAAAACUUUUGCAACCUAUCCAUUUGACAAAGGUCUAAUAUCCAGAGUCUACAAGGAACCUAAACAAAUUUACAAGAACAAAUAAUCCCAUUAAAAAGUAGGCAAAGGACAUGAACAGACACUUCUCAAAAGAAGACAUUUAUGUGGUGAAUAAACAUGAAAAAAAAAAACCAACAUCACUGAUCAUUAGAGAAAUGCAAAUCAAAACCACCAUGAGAUGCCAUCUCAUGCGUCAGUAUUAAAAAGGCAAGAAACAACAGAUGCUGUGGAGAGAUAGGAACAGUUUCACGCUGUUGGUAGGAAUAUAAAUUAGUUCAAUCAUUGUGGAAGACAGUGUGGUGAUUCCUCAAAGACCUCAGACCAGAAAUAUCAUUUGACUCAGCAAUCUCAUUACUGAGUAUAUACCCAAAGGAAUAUAAAUCAUUCUAUUAUGAAGAUACACGCACACGUAUGUUUAUUGCAGCACUAUUCACAAUAGCAAAGACAUGGAAUCAACCCAAAUGCCCAUCAAUGAUAGACUGGAUAAAGAAAAUGGAAUGAUAGACUGGAUAAAGAAAACGGAAUAUUAUGCAGCCAUAAAAAGGAAAGAGAUCAUGUCCUUUGCAGGGCUGUGGAUGGAGCUGGAAGCCAUUAUCCUCAGCAAACUAACACAGGAACAGAAAACUAAACACUGUGUGUUCUCACUUAUAAGUGGGAGCUGAACAAUGAGAACACAUGGACACAGGGAGAGGAACAAUACACACUGGGGCCUGUUGGGGGUGCAGCAAGAGGAGAGGAUCAGGAUCAAUAGCUAAUACAUGUGGGGCUUAAUACCUAGGUGAUGGGUUGAUAGAUGCAGCAAACUACCAUGGCACAUGUUUACUUAUGUAACAAACCUGCAUGUCCUGCACAUGUAUCCUAGAACUUAAAAUUUUUUUAAAAGAUACAAUUCACAUACCCUUUAAAAGUAUACAAUUCCUGGAUUUUAGUAUAUUCACAGCCAUGCAACCAUCACCACCAUGUGAUUUCAGAACAUUUUCAUCAUCCAAAAAAAAAAAAAAAAAAACCAGCCAGGUGUGGUGGCUUAUUCCUGUAAUCCCAACACUUUGGGAGGCCAAGGCGGGUGGAUCAUUUGAGGUCAGGAGUUUGAGACCAGUCUGGCCAACAUGGUGAAACUCCGUCUCUACUAAAAAAUACAAAAAUUAUCUGGGCGUAUUGGUGGGCACCUGUAAUCCCAGCUAUUCAGGAGGCCGAGGUGGGAGAAUUGCUUGAACCUGGGAGGCAGAGGUUACAGUGAGCCGAGAUUGUGCCAUAGAACUCCAGCCUGGAGCAAGACAGAGCAAGACUCUGUCUGGAAAAAAAAAUUAUCCCCAUUGCCCCUCUCUCUUAGCCCCUGGCAACCACUAAUCUACUUUCUCUUUCUAUGAAUGUGUAUAUUCUGACCAUUUCAUUUAAAUGGAAUCAGAAUAUGUGGCUAUUUGUGGCUGGCUUCUUUCACUUCACAUAAUGUUUUCAAGGUUUGUCUGUGUUGUAGCAUAUUUCAGUACUUCAUUUUUAAUAGAUAAAUAAUAUUCUACAAUAUGGACAUAUCACAUUUUGUUUAUUCAUCCAUCAAUUGAUAAACCUUUGGGCUGUUUCCUCUUUUUGGUUGUUAAUAAUGCUGCUCUGAAUAUUCAUGCACAAAUUUUGUGUGGACAUGUUUUCAGUUCUCUUGGGUACAGCUAGGAAUGAAUUGCUGGGGUCAUAUGUUAACUCUAUUUUUCCUUCUUUUGAGAAACAUUCAACAGUUUUCUAAAGCAUGUGUACCAUUUUACAAGCCCACUGGUAACGUACAAGUACUCUAAUUUCUCCACAUCCUCAACAGCGCUUGCAGUUUUUUUCCAUUUAAAAAUAAUUAUAGCCAGCCUAGUGGAUGUGAAGUGGUAUCUUAGUGUGGUUUUGAUUUACAUUUCCCUGAUGACUAAUGAGGUCAAACAUCUUUUUAUGUGCUUAUUAUUCAUGUAUAUAUUUUGAGAAAUGUCUAUUUAGAUUCUUUGAUUAUUUUCAAUUAGUUAAUUUUUUAUUGUUGUAUGGUAAGAAUUCUUUAUAUAUUCUGGAUUUUGGGCCCUUAUAUGAUUUGCAAAUGUUUUUUUCUAUUCUGUGGGUUGUCUUCUCACUUCUCCAUGAUGUUCUUUGAAGCACAAAGGUUUUAAUUUUGAUGUAGUCCAGUUUAUUUUUUUCUUUUGUUAGUUUUUCCUUUUGCUAUAACACCAGGUCACAAAGAUUUACUCCUAUAUUUUUUCUUAAAGUUUUUAUAGUUUUGGCUUUUAACUUUUAGGUCUGUGAUCCAUUUUGAGUUAAUUAUUUUGUAUAUGGUGUGAAGUAGGGAUCAAUUUCAUUCUUUUGCAUGUGGAGAUUCAGUUGGUCCCAGCACCCUUUGUUGAAAAGACUAUCUUUCCCACAUUUGUCUUGAUACCCUUGUCCUCAAUGAGAUUUUAAAAUGUAAUUUAGCACCCUAAAAUUUAAUACAUAAGAACAACCAAAAGAAUCUUAAAAGUUAGAAACAACAAAGGGAAUUGUCCUCUAAGUAAUUCAAAUGUCAAUCUUUAGGAAAUAGUUUAUAUACCAUAGAUGAAAUAAAUGGAUCAAUAAAGUAGGAAACAAAGAGAAAUGUGUAUGUAUAUGAGAAUUUGAUAUAUGAUAACAAUAACAUCUCAAAACAGUAGAGAAGGAAUAAACUAGUCAGUAAGUGAUAUUGGGAAAAUUAGCUAUUUAUUUGAAAAAAAUUUACCUCAUAACAUAUAAGUUCCAGAAGGAAAUAAGUGACUACCAUGUUUUUGAGACAAGGUCUCACUCUGUUGCCUAGGCUGGAGUGCAGUGGUACAAUCAGGGCUCACUGUACCUUUGAUCUCCCAGGCUCGAGCAUCCUCCCACCUCAGCCUCAAAAGUAGCUGGGACCACAGGUGCACACUACUAUGCCUAGCUAAUUUUUUUAUUUUUUAUUUUGUGGAGAUGGGGGCGCUCACUAUGGAGAUGGGGGUGCUCACUAUGUUGCCCAGGCUGGUCUUGAACUCCUGAGCUCAGGCUAUCCUCCGACCAUGGCUUCCCAAAGUGCUGGGAUUACAGGCAUGAAUCAAUGAGCCCAGCCAUGACUACCAUUCUGUGGUAGUUUACCAAGAGACAAGAGCUAGGCACACAAAUAUGAGGUUUUCUUCAGAUCCUUCCAUAAGUACUAUUUAAUAAACACAAGUUUAAGAAGAGUUUUGAAAAAGUUAUAUUAUUACCAUUGAUAGAAUUAUAAUAGCAUAGCUCUCUUCAAAUCAUUACCAAAAAAAGGAAAAAAGAAAACAACAUGGCUUUGGGUGAAAAACAUAAAAAAGAAAUAAACCUAAAACAAAGUAACAAGUAAGAGUAAGUAUAACUAUUAUAAAGAUGAAGUCCUCUUUAGAAAGUUAUAACUUUUAGAUUAGAUUCACAAGGAGGAGAACAUUUAUUGGUUGCUAAAUGAAAUAAUAUAAGAACUUAAGGUUCUAAGAUUAUCUAACUUGUCCAUGGCCACCCAGCUUCUAAAUGGCAGAACUGGGAUUAAAAAAACAAAAUAUAUCUAAAAUAAAAUUGUGCAAAAAGUUUCAUAACAAAGGUAAAUAUGUAGCACUGUAAUUACAAAGCUUGUAUAAAAUGUUGCAAUGAUACUGUACACAAGGGCUUAUGCCAUCGAGUAGAGCCCAAGACUGGGCAGAAUAUGGACAGAGGAACCUAAAAGAAUGUAUGUUUAUUCCAUAGGACUGCUGUAACCAGUUACCAUGAACCUGGUAGCUUAAACAGAAAUUUAUUCUCUCGCAGUUUUGGAGGCCUGAAGUCUGAAAUUAGGGUGUCAGCCAAGCCACACUCCCUUUGGAGGCUGUAGGGGAGAAUGCUUUCUCGCCUGUUCCAGAUUCUCGUGGCUCUCAGCCUUCCUUUUGGCUGCAUCACUCCAAUCUCCACUUCCAUUUUUACAUGACCUCCAGUGUCUGUCUUCUCUUCUUUCUCUUAAAGUGUCUCUUAAAGACACUUGUGAUUGAAUUUAGGGCACACAGGGGUAAUCCAGGAUGAUCUCAUCUCUAGACCCUUAAUUAUAUUUACAAAGACCCUUUUUCCAAGUAAGAACCUGACAUUCGCAGAUUCAAGGGAUUUAGACCAAUAUUUGGAGGGGGGAGGGCAUGUUUCAACUCACUAUAGUAUUUAAAACUAGAGGGAAAUAUGAAUCACAACUGAGGCAGAAUGCAAACAGAUAAAGCCAUUCUGAAUGUUAGGUAUAAAAGGUGAGGCAAAUCUUGAGGUCAGAAAUCCUGGAUGAUUGUUCAUAGGUUAGAACAUGGAAUGUAAAGUUAGGCUAGGCCAGUGGUCUGCAAACAGGAAUCUCUGGAGGUACAUGGAAACACAAGUAGAUAUGGUUUGAAGAUAGUCAAUUUCUAGACCCUCUUUCCUAAAAUGUAUUUGUCUUAAAAUGGACCUGUAUUCACAAUAACUCUUUUCCAGUAUCCCAUAAGAAAAUUCCUCACCUGUCCCAAACUUUACUUCUGGAUUGCCAAACAAAAGGAAAGAAUUCUUUAGUGAUUAAUGGAGACACCAUAAGUCCCUAUGGCUUCCUUCUAUCAAGGAUGAAGUAUGGGAUUCAAAAUAGGGUAUUUUGGCCAGUGUUAGGAUAUUCUACAAUGAGAUUAUGGUAGAAGGCAUAGUGGAAGCAAUGAAAAAUUUUAAAAACUUCUUUUAUCUCCACAACUGUUGCUAAAAAAUGUCUUGCUCUUGAGGGAGGGUCCCUUGAGAAUACAAAAAAGAACAUUAGAAAUAUUAAAAGAUAAACAUGGCAUUUAUGUAGUUAAACAUAAGCAAUUAUUUCAUCUAUAUUAAUCUCCCAUCCCUAGGUGCAUGCUUAGCUUAAAAGAAAAGCAUCUUUAACAGGAGCACUAGAGAUCUAUAGCACUAUACUUGAUCUUCCACUUCACAUGCAGGAAGAGGUGGUCUUAUAUGAGGCUUUACAAGGAUUCCUAAGCAGGGCUGCUAUGGUUUGAAUGUUUGAAUGGACCGGGCAUGGUGGCUCAUGCCUGUAAUCUCAGCACUUUGGGAGGCCAAGACGGGUGGAUCACUUGAGGUCAGGAGUUCGAGACCAGCCUGGGCAACAUGGGGAAACCCCAUGUCUACUAAAAAUACAAAAAUCAGCCAGGCAUGGUGACACACACCUGUGAUCCCAGCUACUUGGGAGGCUGAGGCACAAGAAUUGCAUGAACCCGAGAGGAGGAGGUUGCAGUGAGCCAAGAUUGCACACUGCACUCCAGCCUGAGUGACAGAGAAAGACUGUCUCAAGAAAAAAAAAAAAGUUUCAACUCAUGUUGAAACUUAAUCCCCAAUGCAAAAGUGUUGGGAGGUGAGGCCUAAUGGGAGGUGUUUAGGUCAUGAGGACUGAGGACUUCCCCCUUCAUGAAUGGAAUGCUACUAUAAAAUGGAAUGGAUUUGCUCUUUUCUGCUUUUCUGCCAUGUGAGGAACAGUGUUCCUCCCACUCCUCAAGAGGAUGCAGUGUUCAAGGUGCCAUCUUAGAAGCAGAGACUGGGCCCUUUCCAGACACCAAAACCUGCCAUCACCUUGGACUUCUCAGCCUCUAGAACUGUGUAAAAUAAAUUUCUGUUCCUUAUAAAUUACCCAGUCUCAGGUAUUGUUAUAGCAGCACAAAAUGGACUAAGACAGUGGCAAAUGGCUUGGCUGGUUGGGCGGAGACAUGAAAGGAUUAAUAAUUGGGAUACUGUAGAUAAGGAAGUCUAGGCAAGAGGCAUAUAAAUGGAUCUAUGGGAUUGUGCACAGACUGAAAAAUUUUGUGUUGUAGAGAGAAUCUCAUGAAAAAUGGGCAUUAAACAAGUAUACAAGGAGCCAGUCUCUGUCUUUUGCUACCAUGGUUCUGUGCAAUGGGCUCAUGAAUUAAGAAACCAUGAUUGCAGGGAUGUAGGUGUUACAUGGGCCCAACAACAUGGUCUCUUUAUCACCAAGGCUGAUUCAGCUAUUGUUGUUGUUGAAUGACUGAAGCUUCAGCUGCAGAAACUGACUGUAAGCCUCUGUGUGGUAACAUCCUUUAGGAGAUCAGCCAGCCAUAUGGUGGCAAGCUGAUUAAAAUGGACGCUUUUUAUUUAGGAAGAAGCACUGAUUUGUUCUUACUGGAACUGGCAACUACACUGGAGGUGGGUUUACCUUCACCUUCUUCAGUGACUGACUGUAUCGCUAUUUGAGGAGCUUACUGAGUGGCUAAUUUAUGAAUGUGGGAACCUGCAAAACAUUGCUUCAGACCAAUGUACCCAUUUUACAGUGAAGGAUGUAUGACAGUGUGUGUAUGCUCAUGAGAUCAUACACAUGAGUAGAUCAUGAGAUCUACAGGUCUUACCAUAUACCAUAUCACCUAGAAGUUGACAUACUAAUUUUGAAAUGGCUUCUUUAAGACUAAGCUAAAGGCCGGUGCCUCAUACCUGUAAUUCCUGCACUUUGGGAGGCUGAGGUAGGAGGAUCGCUUGAGCUCAGGAAUUCAAGACCAGCCUGAGAACAUGAUGAAAUCCCAUCUCCACAAAAGAUACCCAAAUUAGCUGGCUUGCUAACAUGUGCCUAUAGUACCAGUUACUCGGGAGGCUGAGGUGAGAGGAUCACAUGAGCCCAGAAGGUCGAUGCUGCAGUGAGCUGUGAUUGCACCACUGCCCUCCAGCCUGGGCAAAAGAAUGAGACCCUGUCUCAAAAAAACGAAGACUCAUCUAAGGCACCAGUUUAGGAAUGACACCAUUCAGGGUUAGGGUGCUCUUGUCCAAGUUGUGGUACAUAUACUGAAGCUAUUGCCUAACAAAUUGUUCUCUAUCCCCAGUAGCUAUUAUACACAGGUCCAGUAACCAAGGGUGAAAGUAGAAUUGGCUUUUCUCACCAUUAUUCCCAGAGUCCCACUAAUCUUUCUUUUCCCGUAAACUUAGGCUGUGCUAGUUUAAAGGUUCUGUUUCUUAGGGCAGGAGUUCCACUGACCAUGAAGCUAUGGCUGCUGCCUGGUCUUUGGGUCCCUCAUUUUAAUAGAUCGACAGGUUAAACAUACAUACAUAUAUAUGUGGGUAGAUGCCAUUUAUGAGAUUGAGGAAGUUUUUCUAGUUCUACUUUGCUGAGAAUUUCAUGUUAAAUUUCCUCAAAUGCUUUGUCUAUAUCUAUUGAAAUAAUCAUAUGGAUUUUCACCUUUAUUUUUAAUUUUUUAAAAUUAUACUUUAAGUUCUGGCAUACAUGUGCAGAACAUGCAGGUUACAUAGGUAUACAUGUGCCAUGGUGGUUUGCUGCACCCAUCAACCUGUCAUCUACAUUAGGUAUUUCUCCUAAUGCUAUCCCCUCCCCUUGUCCCCCCAUCCCCUGACAGGCCCUGUUGUGUGAUGUUCCCCUCCCUGUGCCCAUAUGUUCUCAAUGUUCAACUCCCACUUAUGAGUGAGAACAUACGGUGUUUGGUCUUCUGUUCCUGUGUUAGUUUGCUGAGAAUGAUGGUUUCCAGCUCCAUCCAUGUCCCUGCAAAGGACAUGAACUUUCUUUUUUAUGGCUGCAUAGUGUUCCGUGGUGUAUAUGUGCCACAUUUUCUUUAUCCAGUCUGUCAUUGAUGGGCAUUUGGGUUGGUUCCAAGUCUUUGCUAUUGUGAAUACUACUGCAAUAAAUGUAUGUGUGAAUGUGUCUUUAUAGUAGAAUGAUUUAUAAUCCUUUGGGUGUAUAUCCGGUAAUGGGAUUGCUGGGUCAAAUGGUAUUUCUAGUUCUAGAUCCUUGAGGAAUCGCCACACUGUCUUCCACAAUGGUUGAACUAAUUUACACUCCCACCAACAGUGUAAAAGCAAUCCUAUUUCUCCACAUCCUCUCCAGCAUCUGUUGUUUCCUGACUUUUUAUGAUCGCCAUUCUAACUGGUGUGAGAUGGUAUCUCGUGGUUUUGAUUUGCAUUUCUCUAAUGACCAGUGAUGAUGAGCUUUUUUUCAUAUGUUUGUUGGCCACAUAAAUAUCUUCUUUUGAAAAGUGUCUGUUCAUAUCCUUUGCCCACUUUUUGAUGGGGUUGCUUUUUUUCUUUUAAUUUGUUUAAAUUCCUUGUAGAUUCUGGACAUUAGCCCUUUGUCAGAUGGAUAGAUUGCAAAAAUUUUCUCCCACUCUGUAGGUUGCCUGUUCACUCUGAUGAUAGUUUCUUUUGCUGUGCAGAAGCUCUUUAAUUGGAUCCUAUUUGUCAAUUUUGGCUUUUGUUGCAAUUGCUUCUUGUGUUUUAGUCAUGAAGUUUUUGCCCAUGCCUAUGUCCUGAAUGGUAUUGCCUAGGUUUUCUUCUAGGGUAUUUAUGGUUUUAGGUCUUAUGUUUAAACCUUUAAUCCAUCUUGAGUUAAUUUUUGUAUAAGGUGUAAGGAAGGGGUCCAGUUUCAGUUUUCUGCAUAUGGCUAGCCAGUUUUCCCAACACCAUUUAUUAAAUAGGGAAUUCUUUCCCCAUAGCUUGUUUUUGUAAGGUUUGUGAAGAUCAGAUGGUUGUAGAUGUGUGGUGUUAUUUCUGAGGCCUCUGUUCUGUUCCAUUUGUCUAUAUAUCUGUUUUGGUACCAGUACCAUGCUGUUUUGGUUACUGUAGCCUUGUAGUAUAGUUUGAAGUCAGGUAGUAUGAUGCCUCCAGCUUUGUUGUUUUUGCUUGGGAUUGUCUUGGUUAUAUGGGCUCUUUUUUGGUUCCAUAUGAAAUUUAAAGUAGUUUUUCCUAGUUCUGUGAAGAAAGUCAAUGGUAGCUUGAUGGGAAUAGCAUUGAAUCUAUAAAUUACUUUGGGCAGUAUGGCCAUUAUCACAAUAUUGAUUCUUCCUAUCCAUUAGCAUGAAAUGUUUUUCCAUUUGUUUGUAUUCUCUCUUAUUUCCUUGAGCAGUGGUUUGUAGUUCUCCUUGAAGUGGUCCUUCACAUCCCUUGUAAAUUGUAUUCCUAGGUAUUUUAUUCUUUGUAGCACUUAUGAAUGGGAGUUUACUCAUGAUUUGGCUCUCUAUUAUUGGUGUAUAGGAAUGGUUGUGAUUUUUGCACAUUGAUUUUGUAUCCUGAGACUUUGCUUAUCAGCUUUAGGAGUUUUUGGGCUGCAACCAUGGGGUUUUCUAAAUAUACAAUUAUGCCAUCUACAAACAGAGAUAAUUUGACUUCCUCUCUUCCUAUUUGAAUAUCCUUUAUUUCUUUCUCUUGCCUGAUUGCCCUGGCCAGGACUUCCAAUACUACGUUGAAUAGGAGUGGUAAGAGAGGGCAUCCUUGUGCCAGUUUUCAAAGGGAAUGCUUCCAGCUUUUGCCCAUUCAGUAUGAUAUUGGCUGUGGGUUUGUCAUAAAUAGCUCUUAUUAUUUUGAGAUACGUUCCAUCAAUAUCUAGUUUAUUGAGUGUUUUUAGGAUGAAGGGGUGUUGAAUUUUAUUGAAGGCCUUUUCUGCAUCUAUUGAGAUAAUCAUGUGGUUUUUGUCAUUGGUUCUGUUUAUGUGACGGAUUAUGUUUAUUGAUUUGCAUAUGUUGAAACAGCCUUGCAUCCCAGGGAUGACGCCGACUUGAUCGUGGUGGAUAAGCUUUUUAAUCUGCUGCUAUAUUUGGCUUGCCAGUAUUUCAUUGAGGAUUUUUGCAUCAAUGUUUAUUAGGGAUAUUGGCCUGAAAUUUUCUUUUUUUGUUGUGUCUCUGCCAGGUUUUGGUAUCAGGAUGAUGCUGGUCUUAUAAAAUGAGUUAUGGAGGAGUCCCUCUUUUUCUAUUGUUUGGAAUAGUUUUAGAAGGAAUGGUACCAGCUCAUCUUUGUACCUCUGGUAGAAUUUGGCUGUGAAUCCAUCUGGUCCUGGGCUUUUUUUAGUUGGUAGGCCAUUAGUUACUGCCUCAAUUUCAGAACUUUUAUUGGUCUAUCCAGGGAUUCGAUUUCUUCCAGGUUUAGCCGUGGGAGGGUGCAUGUGUCCAGGAAUUUAUCCAUUUCUUCUAGAUUUUCUAGUUUAUUUGUGUAGAGGUGUUUGUAGUAUUCUCUGAUGUUAGUUUGUAUUUCUGUGGGAUCAGUGGUGAUAUCCUUUUUAUCAUUUUUUAUUGUGUCUAUUUGAUUCUUCUCUCCUUAUUAGUCUGGCUAGCGGUCUAUUUUGUUAAUGUUUUCAAAAAACCAGCUCCUGGAUUCAUUGAUUUUUUGAAGGGAUUUUCAUGUCUCUAUCUCCUUAAGUUCUGCUCUGAUCUUAGUUAUUUCUUGUCUUCUGCUAGAAGUGGGGUGCAGAGAGAGGGACAGAAAAGAGUGAGUGGGAUGCUGACAUCACCAUCUUAGUUCGGUGAAAUAAUUAGACCAGGCUUCAAGUCGCACCAGAAGCCAACUAUGGCCCCACUUACAAGUGUUCUGGCUCCACCCAGCAGCCACCAACCUUCAACGCCAGCUUCCCAGAGCCCUGCCUUUUACUGCAACUGCUGAUUUGCCUGGCAGGUUUUUGCCUCUCAUUUUUGCAUGCAUAGAACCUGGGGCCAGCAAGAGCUCUGCUAGUCUGACAGGGGGCUGAAGGGAGUCAGCAUUCAGAUGCCAGGGAAUUUCCAUUAAAAUGGAAGAAAAUUAAGAAAUGAAUUAAAUUCUCAACUCAAAAAACUAGUAAAAACAUUAAUAUAGAAACAAAAGAAACAAAAUAAUAAAGACAAAAGCAGAUAUUGGUGAUGUAUAAAACCAAAAGGCAGUAGAACUAAUAUAUAAGUAAAAAUCCUCAUUUAUUGGUUUACUUGUAAUUUCUUUCCCUCCUCUUUAUUCCUCCAUCUCCUUCUUUUCAACAGGGUGACACAUUCAACUGGAGAGGGAGUGCUUCACCCUCUUCAGUCAGCUAUUUGUGCUUGUGCUCACUUUCAUGUUGGGACUUUCCUUUUUUUUUUUUUUUUUUUUUGAGAUGGAGUCUCCCUCUGUCACUUAGACUGGAGUGCAGUGGCGCGACCUCGGCUCACUGAAACUUCCGCCUCCCAAGUUCAAGCGAUUCUCGUGCCUCAGCCUCCUUGCUGGGACUACAGGCGUGCACCCACCACACCCAGCUAAUUUUUUUUUGUAUUUUUAGUAGAGAUGGGCUUUCACCAUGUUGGUCAGGCUGGUCUUGAACUCCUGACCUCAAAUAAUGCGCCCACCUUGGCCUCCCAAAGUGCUAGGAUUACAGACAUAAGCCACCUUGCCCGGCCCCAGGACUUUCGUUUCAUGUUAUCCUAGGAGUUCCCUUUACUUCUUUCUUGUGUAUAAUCUCCUAUUUCCUGGAUCCCAGAUCUUUCUUAGUUUCUCCCCUCAUUUCAUGAAUUUCUUCCUCCAGCAACUUCCCAAGAAAGAAUACAUGGAAGUAAAAUUUUCAGCUUCUCAUAUGUAAAACCGUUCUACUCUUACACGUGAUUGAUAGUUUGGCUGGAUAUAGAACUCUAGGUUAAAUACAGAUAUUGGCAGGGUAUAAAAAAAAGAAAAACAAAAUGAAAAAGAACUCUAGGUUAAAAAUCAUUUUUCCUCAGGAAUUUGAAGGCAUUUCUCUAUAAUUUUCUAGCUUCCAGUGUUCCUGUUAAAAAUGUCAUUCUGAUUUAGCAUGUGACCUGUUUUUCUUUCCUUUUUUGUUUGUUUCAGAGGGAAUUUUGGUCUGUUGCCAAGGCUGGAGUGCAGUGGUGCAAUCUCAGCUCGCUGCAACCUCCCUCUCCUGGGUUCAAAUGAUUCUCCUGUAGCAGCCUCCUGAGUAGCUGGGAUUACAGGCACACACCAUUACACCCAAGUAAUUUUUAUAUUUUCAGUGGAGAUGAAGUUCUCCAUGUUGGCCAGGCUGGUCUCGAACUCCUGACCUCAGGUGUUCCUCCUGCCUCAGCCUCCCACAGAGCUGAGAUUACAGGCAUGAGCCACCACGCCCAGCUGGUUCUUUUUCUUGAGUCUUCUAAAUUUAAGUGUGAUGUGCCUUGCUUUUGGCUUUUUCAUUCACUAGUAUAUAAAUCAGUGGUUGUAUCAUUUUACAUUCUAUCAACAAUGUAUGACAAUUCUGGUUGCUCCACAUUCUUCUAAUAUUUCAUGUUGUGAGGUUUUUGUGUGUUUUUGUCAUUCUGGUUAGUGUGUAGAGAUAUAUAAUAGUUUUAAUUUAAAAAUAUAAAUAAUAAAAUAUCAUUUAAACUUUCCCCCUUCCUAAAAGACAGCAAUAUUCUUUUUGGUUUAGGAAUUUGCAAACCAGACUUAUAUGCUAUUGCUGAAGGUAUAAGUUUGUGCAGACUUUUUAGUGGGGAAAUUGUAUUAGACCAUUCUUGCAUUGCUAUGAAGAAAUACCUGAGACUGGGUAAUUUAUAAAGAAAGAGGUUUAAUUGGCUUGUGGUUCUACAGGCUGUAUAGGAAAACAGUGCUGGCAUCAGCUUCUGGGGAAGCCUCAGGGAGCUUUUAUGCGUGGCAGAAGAAGCAGCAAGAGCAGGCACAUCAUAUGGCAAAAACAGGAGCAAGAAAGAGAGAGAGAGAGUGAGGGGGAGGUGCCACACACUUUAAAUCACCAGAUCUGGUGUGAACUCAGAGUGAGAGCUCACUUCUCACCAAGGGGAUGGCCCAAGCCAUUCAUGAGGGAUCUGUCCUCAUGAUCCAAUCACCUCCCACCAAACCUCACCUCCAACAUUGAGGAUUACAAUUGAACAUGAGAUUUUGGUGGGGACAAAUAUACAAACUAUACCAGAAAUUAUUUCUUCAACAUCUCUUUUUUUUGAGACAGGGUCUCACUCUGUUACCCAGGUUUGAGUGCAGUGGUGCCAUCAUGGAGUGGAGGAAACUCACUGAAUCUUCUGGGCUCAAGUGGUCCUCCCACUUCAGCCUCCUGAAUAGCUGAGACUACCGGUGCCCAUCACAACACAGGGCUAAUUUUUAAGUUUUUCAUAGAGGUAGGGUCUCACUAUGUUGCCCAGGCUGAUCUCCAACUCCUAGCCUCAAGCAAUCUUCCCUACCCAACCUUCCAAAGUGCUGAGAUUACAGAUGUGAGCCACCACACCUGACCCAGAUCUUCAUUUAGUGCCAACUAUGUCAUGAAUAUAAUGGGAAAUAAGACAAGGUCAUGCCUCCACCAAAAAGACAGACAAUAUAAAAAUAAGUAAAAACAAAAUCUUACACAUUAUUAUCAGUUCUAGGAAGAAAAUAAAUAGAGUGCCACAAAGUAAAGAACAGAUAUGCAAACCUGGAUGGCAGGGUCAUGGAAGGCUCUUCAAGGAGGUACUACUUAAGCAGUUUGGAUACAUAUUUAAAGGUAAAAUGUGCUUACCUUUUGACAAGAAAAUUCACCUUCUAGAAAUCUGGAUUACAGAAAUACAUACACAUACAAAAAUUUAUAUCAAAGAUGUUUGCUAGUUCUUCCUCCCUUGCCCCAUCACAAUCCAUUCUUGCUUAUAGCAUACACUGUGAUCUAAAAACUCAAAUCUGAUAGUUACUUCUUUGCUUAAAACCCUUCAGUGACUUGCACUUUAAAUAAAAUUCAAACUCCUUACUUUAUUUUAUUUAUUUAUAUUUUUGAGGUGGAGUCUUGCUCUGUUGCUCAGGCUGGAGUGCAGUGGUGCAAUCUCGGCUCACUGCAAGCUCCGCCUUCUGGGUUCAUGCCAUUCUCCUGUCUCAGUCUCCUGAGUAGCUGGGACUACAGGCACCCACCACCACACGAGGCUACUUUUUUGUAUUUUUAGUAGAGAUGGGGUUUCACCGUGUUAGCCAGGAUGGUCUCGAACUCCUGACCUUGUGAUCCACCCGCCUCAGCCUCCCAGAGUGCUGGGAUUACAGGUGUGAGCCACCGCGCCCAGCCACAAACUCCUUACUUUAUAAGGCCCCACAUAAUCUAGUCACUCUCCCUAUAUAGCUUAAUUUAUUUCAUACCAUUUUCCCUUUCUCCUUAUGACCCAGCCACCCUGGUCUGUUUUCUGUCACAUAAGCCAAGCCUUUGCACUCACUGUUCUUUGUCUUAAACCCCUUCCCACAUGCUUCAUAUGGUUAAUAAAUUGUCAUACUUUGGGUCUCAGCUUAAGUCUGCCAAGAGUGAUCCUCUUGACCACAUAGGUAGUUUAUGUUCUGCUAACUUGGUUAAGCUUGGAACUAUACUUCUCAGAAUUACUUUCUGUAUGGUUCCAGGUUUGAGUUAUUCAAAAAAGGGACUUGCAUGAAAAAUAGAAAGUAUAAGUAAAGCUAUGACCACUACUCUGAUAGUCAUCAGAAAGAAUGUGGUGCUUGGUUUUCUGUUCCUGUGUUAGUUUGCUGAGGAUAAUGGCUUCCAGCUCCAUCCAUGUCCCUGCAAAGGACAUGAUCUUUCCUUUUUAUGGCUGCAUAGUAUUCCAUGGUGUAUAUGUACCACAUUUUCUUUAUCCAGUCUAUCAUUGAUGGACAUUUGGGUUGAUUCCAUGUCUUUGCUAUUGUGAAUAGCUGCAAUGAACAUACGUGUGCAUGUAUCUUUAUAAGACAAUGAUUUAUAUUCCUUUGGGUAUAUACUCAGUAAUGGGAUUGUUGGGUCAAAUGGUAUUUCUGGUUCUAGGUCUUUGAGAAAUCACCACACCAUCUUUCAUAAUAGUUGAACUAAUUUACACUCCCAACAAUGUAAAGGCAUUCCUUUUUCUCAACAACCUCACCAGCAUCUGUUAUUUCUUGACUUUUUAAUAAUUGUCUUUCUGGCUGGCAUGAGAUGGUAUCUCAUUGUAGUUUUGAUUUGCAUUUCUCUAAUCAUCAGUGAUGUUGAGCUUUUUUUCAUGUUUGUUGGCCAUAUAAAUGUCUUCUUUUGAGAAGUGUCUGUUCAUGUCCUUUGUCUACUUUUUAAUGGGGUUGUUUGCUUUUUCUUGUAAAUUUAAGUUCCUUGUAGACUCUGGAUAUUAGACUUUGUCAGACAGAUAGAUUGAAAAAAUUUUCUUCCAUUCUGUAGGUUGAUAGUUUCUUUUGCUGUGCAGAAGCUCUUUAGUUUAAUUAGAUCCCAUUUGUCAAUUUUUGCUUUUGUUGCUAUUGCUUUUGGCAUUUUCAUCAUGAAAUGUUUGCCCAUGCCUAUGUCCUGAAUGGUAUUGCCUAGAUUUCCUUCUAGGGUUUUUAUGGUUUUGGAUUUUACAUUUAAGUCUUAUUUAAUCCAUGUUGAGUUAAUUUUUGUAGAGGGUGAGCCUACUUCCAUCAAUUCAUUCCUCUCAGCCUCAGCCCAGUUCUAUAUCCUUGCUGGAGAGGUGUUGUGGCCAUUGGAGGAGAAGAGACACUCUGGCUUUUUGAGUUUUCAGUGUUUUUAUGUUGAUUCCUUUUCAUCUUUGUGGGCUUAUCUACCUUUGAUCUUUGAGGUUGCUGAUAUUUAAAUGGGACUUUUGUGGGGUCUUUUUUGUUGAUGUGGUUGUUGCUUUCUGUUUUUCUUUAACAGUCAGGCCACUCUCCCGUAGGGCUGCUGCAGUUUGCUGGGGGUCCAUUCCAGACUCUAAUCACCUAAAUCCCUCCUGCACAUGGAGGUAUCACCAGUGAAGCCUGAGAAACACCAAAGAUGGCAGUCUGCUCCUUCCUCAAGACUGUAUAUCUACCCAAUAGAAUACUAUAAAAUCACUGCAUGUCCACACAAGGAAUGCUGCACCAUCAAAUACUACACAAUGAACAAGUCUAUACAUUCUGAUAUAGAAAUUUCUCUUAAGACAUACUGUUAUAUAUAAAAAACAAAUUGUAGAUCAAUACAUACAAUACAGUCCAAUUCACAUAAACAAAACUGUGUGUAUAUACAUAUAUGUGAACUAAAAAAAUAUUGAGACAUAUAGACCAAAUUGUUAAUGACAGUUAUAUUUGUGGAGGUGAAUAAAACUGGGGUUUAAGAAAGGAGUUAGGAUUGCUCCAUAUACAUCUGUUUGCUUGCAUUUUUAAGUAAAAUAUAUGUGUGUAUACCUUGUGUAAUUAACAAAGUAAACCAACAUAAAAAGAAAAAUUAUCAUGACCAGUAGAGGUUGUGUUUACAGUACAAUAAAUUUCUCUUUACAAAAAAUAUUACACAAGAAACUUGUAAUAAUUAUGCUUAAAAAAUAUAUUCACCCAAAACAAACAUUACCCGUGAUCUCAACAUUCAGAGAUAACAACUGCAGAGAUACUGAAUUCUUUUCCAAAUAGCAUAACACAGUACAAAACAUUUGAAACAUGUUUCUCCCCCCAACCCCACACUCAACAAUAUAUAAUUUAUCUUUAAAGGUCAGUAAACACACAACCUCCAAACACUGCCCUUCGCAGAUACCCCCACCACUGAGCCAUGCUGGCUCCCAUUCACUGAUGCUUGAAAAACUCUCAAAUCACAUACUUCCAGUUAACACUCCCCCAUAUGAAAUCAUUGAAACCAUAGAUCCCUGACUCCACAGAAAUACCCUGAUUGCAGGCUUUCCUACACCCCUAAAUCACAGCAUCCACAGAAGCCUCUCAACUGAAUCCUAAACUCCCCUUCACCACUGAUUUCCACUGAUCACCAACUUGAUCCUGACAGGCUAACAAAACUAAUACCCAGCAAUUCUCCAAUUAUUGACUUCUACAGCCAUCAGUCGAGAGCAAAUCACAGUGGACCUUCAAAUAACUCACAUCACUAACUUCACAGUACCUCUUGUAAAUUCCUGAUUGUCAUAGCUUCCACCAAAAAAGAAAUAUCCCAAGCAUAGACCCCACAGAUCCUAAUCACCAUUACCCACAGGCAACCCCAAUCACUAAUUCCCAGAAGUAUCUAUUCACUGACCACCACUGGCCCCUCUAAACACUGAAUCCCACAACUUCCUCCAAUCCCUGAAUUCUGUAUAUCCCAACCAAUCCACAAACAGCAAAUCACUGACCUCUAUAGACUGUCAACACUAUAUCCCUAAAAAUAUCCCCCAAACCUGAGGCUCUGGCCCCCACAAUCACUAAAACCUAUAGUUCUCUAAUUUACUAACUUCUCACAAGUCUUCCCAUUCAUUUAUCUCCUAACAACACCCUCCCCUAUAGGCCUCAGAUUUUUCAGCUCCAGAGACGCUGUCAAUCACUGAUCUUCACCAAACCAGUAGAUUCCUCAUCCAACCUCUUCACAGACCUUCCUCCCAAAGGUACCACCUGAAAUCUCAGCAUCCCCAAAUUUAAGACACCCAUUUUCAGAUCUCCCUCCUUCUCAGAAUCCCCAGGAAAGCCCAUCAACCCCAAAUCUCCAGAGUGAUGGGAAGACGCUGGAGAUUUUGAGCAGUGGAGUGAAGUAAUCUCACUCAUUUCCACCCUUAUAAGUUUGCUCUGGAAGCUGUGUAGAAGACAGUUUUCCCUUGUGAAUGGAAAUCAAUGAAACGAAGAUUAGAGCCAAUAGCCAUUGCAACGUUUCUCAAAGUUGUCAAAAUAACAGACUUUUCCAUUUUUAAAAGGGACCAUAAUGUGCACCAGUCCUGUAAGUUGCACUGCAAAUUCUAUUUAUAUAUAAAUAACAAAAAUAAACCAACAUCUAAUACCCCUGAUCACGGAAACCUUUUCACAAUACACAGAGGAAGCAAUGAAGUACCACCCGCAUUAGGCGAGCUGUUUCUGGCUGACCUGUUGGGGGCGAUCCUGCGCCUUGCUCCACUUGCAGCCUCUUGUCCCAGCAGCCAAGCAUCAAAUCAGUCUGUCUUCCUCUUUGCUACCCUCAACCAGCUUCAACUGCAUUCCAAGCUGCUGAUAGAAAAUGGAGUUAUGAAUUCUUCCCCUCUCAUCUGCAGAUGAGCAGGAACAGAUAAAAGCACAGACAAUUGCAGAGAUCUUGGCGAGGCUGCAGCCUCUGCACCCCAUAGGUACAGGUCUUUCUAAGGCUACCUGUUAUCUCCAGGAUACGAAAUCAGAUGGACAUAUUUUCGGUCCUUAUUUUACUUGACAUUUCAGCAGCAUUUGACCUGCCUCCCUCUUUCCUUCAAUUUUUUAUAUACUAAGUUAUCAAUACAUCACAACAGGCGACUUCCUAAGACAGUACCAUUCCACACGUUUCCUCAUCAAUUAUCCUGCAGGAAAAUAAAAUCUCUUCUAUUCUGCCACCUUGUGGCUACUUCGUUUCCCCGCUUUGCUAGUUUUUAAUAUAAAGAAUCUGUGGUUUUAUGAAGACUGCUUUCCCAGAAGAAAAAUGGUUUGGUGUCUUGGCUUAAAGGACUUGCUUCUUUUUAGGGUAAAGGACUUGCUUUCUUUUCCCUUUUCAAGGCAAAAGGGGGAGCUGAUAGGGAAACUAGAUUUGGUUUAAAAAUGUGUAAGUACCCAGGAGGAAGCCAGAACCAGAGAAUGUGAAUCAGCUGUUUGAAGGGACAGUGUCCAGUGGAGAGGGAUAUGGAUGCAAGGCCAUGAGCAAAAGAAUGGAGAAAAGAGGAGUUGUUUGAAAGGAACUCAGAAUGCAACUAGCUGACUGAUAUGGUUUGGCUCUGUGUCCCCACCCAAAUCACAUGUUGAAUUGUGAUCCCAAGUGUUGGAGGUGGGGCCUGGUGGGAGGUCAUUUGAUCGUGGGGGUUUUCUUGCCCCUUGCUGUUCUCACGAUAGUGAGUUCUCACAACAUCUAGAUGUUUAAAAGUGUAUAGCUCUUUCUUUCUUUUCUUCUCUCUCUCUCUCCUCUUUUCUCCAUUCUUUUGCUCAUGGCCUUGCAUCCAUAUCCCCCCUCCACUGGACACUGUCCCUUCAAACAGCUUGUUCACAUUCUCUGGUUCUGGCUUCCUCCUGGGUACUUAUACAUUUUUAAACCAAAUCUAGUUUCCCUAUCAGCUCCCCCUUUUGUCUUGAAAAGGGAAAAGAAAGCAACUUCUUUACCCUAAAAAGAAGCAAGUCCUUUGAGCCAAGGCACCAAAUCAUUUUUCUUCUGGGAAAGCAGUCUUCAUAAAACCACAAGAUUCUUUUUAUUAAAAAUUCUCUCUCUCCUGCCGUCAUGUGAAGAUAUAUUUGCUUCCCCUUCAUCCUUCCUCCAUAAUUGUUAGUUUCCUGGGGCUUUCCAAGCCAUGGUUUCUGUCCAGCCUGUGGAACUGUGAGUCAAUUAAACCUAUUUUAUUUAUACAUUACCCAGUCUCAGGUAGUUCUUCAUAGCAGUGUGAGAACAGACUAAUACACUGACCUCAGCUUUCUCCUAGAAUGCGGGGUUACCCACGUUGGUGCUCUAGGCAGAAGAAUGCUUGUGUUUUUCCUGCCUGAUGGCAGAUACUUUGUCUUCAACUUCCUACUGGUUUUUUGCACUAGGCCUGUCACUCAGCAAAGACUAGUUGGUUCCUGAUAAGGGGGCCCCGGAGCAAUCUCCUUCUGCAGAAAACAGAUUCACUCACUGUGGCUGGCAGCAGCCAAAAGCAAGAGCUAUUCUUCAGACAAGAAUGAGUCAACAAAAUGAGGCUGCACUUGAGGAAUAGAAUAAUCUGAGGAAUUGCUAAAAUGUUUGAAGGCAAAAUAUACUUUUCUUUAACCAAAGUAGGCCAUUGUAGUGCAGAUGGCAGUUUGUAUCUGCCAUCCUUUAAAGAAAACACCAGAGAAGCAUCAAUUUGUCAGAAGGUGAAAUUUGCAAAGGCCUGUAGAGAAGUACUCAGUGUUUCUCAGUGGGGAUGUUAUGGAUGUGUUGGAUGAAACAGUUUCACCUCGUAGGGGACUGGCCUAUGCACUCAAGGGGGUUUAUCACCUCUGCAUCCAGGAUACCAAAUGUCAGUCAUUCUCUCCUGUUACUGUAAACACCAAAAAUGCUCCCCCUACCCCAUUUCCAAAACCUCUUCUAGAACUAGUGCUGUCCUCAGUUAAGAAACUCUGAAUCUUUUCGUUUUAAUCAAUAGGUAAAUUGAAGGCCAGAGACAGGAAUUUGCCUAAAUCACAGGUAAGACAUAAUAUAUACAAAACAGUAAAAGAUGAUUUGAUUUAUUGAAAACCCACUACACAGAGCUCCAGGACACAAGGAGUACAAUAUCUGGUCUCUAUGUUCAAAAGAAGAGAGGAAAACUGUGAAGGAACCAAUAUUUAUUGGGAAUCAAUUGCUUUCUAGCCCUUUCUAAACCUUUUCAUGUUACCUUUGCAAGAACUCUGAGGAAAUUGAAGCUCACAGAGGUCGAAUUUUGAGAGUCUCACUUUGUCAUCCUGUCUGGAGUGCAAUGGCAUGAUCUCAGCUCACUGCAGCCUCCGUCUCCCGGGUUCAAGCAAUUCUCCUGCCUCACCCUCUCUAGUAGCUGGGAUUACAGAGAUUUCAGGAGAGUGGUAUUCGGUUCUCUUGGCCUCUGACCGCAGGGAAAAGAUAGAAGAAGAUGGAAGCAUGAGGGUUUUUGUCAAACACACUGAUAACCUGGGGAACUCUUCUCUGACUUUUAAAUUGCAUGAAAUAUAACGGACACAAUGUCGUUGACAUACUUGAAACAGACUAUGAUAAUUAUAUUUUUUAUAACAAGAAUAUCAAGAAUGGGGAAACAUUCCUAAUGCUGGAGCUCUGUGCUCGAACACCAGAUGUGAGCUCACAACUCAAGGAGAGGUUUGUGAAAUAUUGUGAAGAACAUGGGAUUGAUAAGGAAAACAUAUUUGACUUGACCAAAGUUGAUCGCUGUCUCCAGGCCCGAGAUGGGGGAGCAGCCUAGGACUCCAGAACAAGAGACAAUUACUGGAUAACCACUUGGUGAAGAGAGAAGUGGAGUGUCGGGUUGAUUGGAAAGCCUGGUGCUGCACGUCCGACCUGGUCAGCAGUACCAAGAGCCAUUACCCAGCUGCCUGGAUUCCCACAACCUAACACAACUACCUGCAUUUUCCCAUGUUCCUGUUAAACCUGCAUUAGCACUGCACACAGUUUUCCUCAAAAACCCAAGAACAAUUUCACCUCUACACUCUUCUCCUUGCAGUUCCCUUUGUCUGAAAUACUCAUCCCCCAGAUGUCUGCACGAUGCACUCCCUCAUAACUUUCUGGCCCCUGGGGGUCACCUCAAAGAGGGUAGCCCCCAGAACCCCAAGAAUAAAGGAGUACUCUUUCCCCAGCC